AUGGAAUAUGAACGGAGUUUGUGCCUUUUGCAUUCAGAUGAGGAGGAGGACAAUGAAGAUCAUUUGAAGAGAAUAUCAAUGUCUUUUAGCAUUGACAUAUUGGAUAGUUUAAAAAAGCAAAAUCGAUUCCACAGUUUAAACCAGACAGCUGCCUCAGAGCGUCAUUCUCGCACUCCAGGCGGAGGCCUUUUCAGAAAUAGCUUGUCUUUGACAGUGCCAAACAAAUUUUAUGCCGACAGUCAUCAAUAUUCCAAGCAAUUCGAUAAAUCCUACAAGAAAAUAUCAAAUGAAUAUCGCAAAAGGAACGUCACAGCUUACGAUACCUAUAACUAUAGGCCAACAAUUGCGAACUACGAGUCAGCUUAUCAUCAUAAUGAUCGCUACUCUUCAAAUCCACGUUGGCAAAACGUUAUAGGGAAUUACGCUUAUCCAAAGCCCUUCAAAUUCCACCGUAGCCAAAAGAACUAUUACGAUCCACGAUAUGAGGAACAAGAAAUAACAUAUAACAAACCCCAUAAACAUCAUUAUCAGCGCAGAGAGUCGUAUGAUGACGACAUAUUUGGCAAUGCAAGGCGUAAAGUUAUGUACAAAAAAGAAAGAGCACCACAAAAUAACUAUUUCGACGAUAACUUAGACUAUUAUAAUUGGGAUAGUGCAAGGAAGUAUAGAGACAGAUCACACAAAUCAAAGUUCCCUAAACACAAUGGUUUUGGACUAACUGCAUUCAGUGAUACUUCACGGAAUCCGCAUCGACGAAAGUCCGGUAGAGAUUAUGAACCACACAACGAUAGGAAUUAUGAAUACGAUGAUUCAGACAUGGAAGCAAACUACCAAAGUAAUUACAUUAAUAGGCCAACAUUGAGGCAAUACGAUACCAGCUACUAUAAUAACGAUCAGAUGUAUAAUAUGGCGGCACCUAGGAAAAGAAAAUCGGUGACUUUGUUGGAUCAAAGCUAUGAGAUACCAUACAAUGCACUGAAACGGACGGGGAAGAUUGAACGCAAGAGCAUAUAUCCAGAGCAACACGCGCUGUCAACGGAGGAAAUUCCCCACAAGAGAAAAUAUCCCAUGCCGCUAACAGAUCAUAGAUUCGAUUCCGAGGAGGAGAUGGAGAUGGAACCACAACCGGAACCGCCCAAACGCAGAGAGUCGGGCACUGAUGUAUGCUGGUCUAGAUGCAUAGACAAUAGUUUGCCAAGAACCUACCAAAGAUCGUCCCGCAAUUUUAAUACUUUCACGCGGCCCGAUCAUAGGCUAGAGCGUGGAUCAUGUCAGAAAUGUCGGAAAUCUCUAAAGGAAAAGAUAUCUGGUUUCUUCAAAAGAUCCAAAAGCAAAUCUCGUCGAGGAUGCAAUUCUAAGCGGAGGGGUAGUCAAUACUGUUUGGAUAAUUCCAAAUCUCUCAGCAGCUUCUCCUGCAUUGUUGUCCAAAGGAAAACACCGCACUGCAGAUCAACAACAAAGAAAACGACUAAAUGCAUACCCUAUCCAACGGUUUACAGAGACAAAAGUUACGCUCAAAUGGCAGUUGACGGGGAAAGCGAUAUUGUGUCCCAACCAUCUACUUGUCCGAAGGUAAAUUCCAAACAGUUUGAAACUGGAACUUCUAAAGCCUACCGUGAAUCUUCUAGACAAUGCGAAGCAUCGCAAGUGAAUGUUGAAUGCCAGAAUGCCAGAACAUAUGGCUCCAAAAGGGAUGUUGCAACGAGAACAUGCUGCAGGCCGGCUUCCAUGGAUGACCUUGCUGCCUCUAGGACAGCCCGCCAUAGUUCUUGCAGUGCCACAAGAAAGGAUCCCGAACGAAAGACCAGUUGUGGAGCCAGUCAAAUUAAGUACGACGAGAAGGCAGACUCUUGCUCCGAAACUUCAAUCGAUAAAAAGCCUCAGCGUAGGAAGUCCGCUUGCACUUGUUUCCUAGAUAAUGAUAAUACAGAUUGUCUAAGGGACAAUUGCUCGCGAUCUUCCUAUUCCAUGGAUGGCUCAGUUAGACCAUCAGCAUCUCCGCCAAAGAAGAAGAGUUACGUUGCUUUGUCUCCCAAUCGCAACGCAAGCUGCAAACAAAUCUCUGGCAAUGGCGAGACUGAAACACAAAUGGAGUUCGGCAAAAGGCGCUCUGUAAGCCAAAUGAAGCAGAGCACUAUUAAUGUUUGUCUGAAGAUCAGUACAGCUGAUGGUAACUUGGUGGAACCACCUCAGGUUAUAGCCACAGUCGAGCCCAAUCAAAAUCAAUUAGAUUACAAUAGGAGCAGCACUACGUUAGAAUCAAGGCUCAAACCGAAUGCCAGUGAAAAUAACUUUGCAAAUGUACGAUCUUCUCGUCGUCAUAGUCUGCAACCCAAGCCUAUAAUAUCAAAAGCUAAGAAAAGUAUUUCGCAGUACAAUGUGAAAGAAAAAGCAUCUUGUCUGGACACCCGCAGAGAUGAGCGUGAGAUACGUAGAUCAAUUUCCAAGGUGGAAUUUGCCAACACCUCGCAGUCCAAUCCCAAAGCGGAAUUCCCCAUUCCCAGAACGGAAGCUGCAGAGAUCUCUUAUCCGACAGAAAGCCCGAAGAUGAGCGACCCUUUACGACCAUCUUCUUUAAUGGAGGAACUGAAGCAGGAACUGAUGGACACGCUAAAAAACGAACAGAAGUUGCUAUGCCAAUGCCCACCUCAGUCGGCACCCAUCUCACUAUAUCCAUGUAUUCCACCAAAUAGCACUUGCCCUUGCCCCGCAUUCCCAGUCGCAACAAUUCCAUGUUGGACACCGCUCUAAGCGCAACCAAAUUGACAGUUUACCCAACAAGAUGUUUAGGCACCGAAAAUAAAUAAAUCAAAUUGUAAAUUCGAAAUAUUUAACUGAAUAAGAGAUGUGCGAAAAUUUAAA
Messenger RNA from Drosophila nasuta, 2862 nucleotides. RefSeq lists its product as uncharacterized. The coding region runs from base 1 to 2751 and encodes 916 amino acids. NCBI's taxonomy places the organism in Eukaryota, Metazoa, Arthropoda, Insecta, Diptera, Drosophilidae. The record is from RefSeq and is a predicted model, not a curated record. The transcript has 2 exons.